UUUCCGCUUUAGUGUACGCUGCGUCGCCAUUUUCUUUUGUACCCUAAAAUAAAAAUAUCGUUGAGACGUUAGUUUUUCGAAAAUAGCAACAGUUUUUACGAAAAAUAGGCCAGUGAUGAAUUGUAGUGCGUAUACGAAGUGACUAAUCGUAAAAAUCGAUCACGGCUGUUGAACGGAACGGAAAAAUUGUCAUCGACUGACGUGUACUAGUUUCGCCUAUAUUCGACGAACAUCUUCAGGUAGAAGGACUGGAAAUUCGAAGUACAGGUCUUCCUGCCCACCACCCCAGGUGUCGCAUGCCCUAAACGCGCAUGCGCUUUGCCCACACGUGGACCACAUCCACAACACAAAAAUUAAUGCAACCAGUUGCGAAAGAACUGCCGAAGGAGGAGUAGGUGCUUGUUAGUUUCACCGCGUCGAAAGCACGUGAAUGAGCUUCUUGUGCGUCGGAACUGUUUACACUAAUAUGGAUCUUGCCUGUACCGAAAAAUCCACCGCUGCUACGUAUGCCCCCAAAGACCCGAACAUCUUCAACGAUUUUCGAGUCAUGAAACACUUGCUGAACGACGAAAUCUUGUAUACUCCACACACGAAUUACUUUCAGAAUGUGCAGAGCGAUGUGGAGCCCUUCAUGAGGAAAGUUGUGGCUACUUGGAUGUUGGAGGUCUGUGAGGAGCAAAUGUGUGAAGAUCAGAUUCUACCUUUGGCUGUUAACCUGAUGGAUCGUUUCCUCUGCGUAUGCGAUAUUAAGAGACAACAGUUGCAGCUCCUGGGGGCCACCUGCUUGCUUAUCGCCUCGAAAGUUAGAAGUACGAAUAUUUUACCGAUUGAUUUGCUUUGUGCCUACACGGACUACAGUGUCACUUUCGAAAUGAUGGUGAGUUGGGAACUGUUGGUUUUGUCGAAGUUGAAGUGGAACGUUGCCGCCAUUACCGGAUUUGAUUACAUCGAUCAGAUCAUCGAGAGGUGUUCGUGGGGCGGCGAAAGCAGUUUGCUCAGGAGGCACGCGCACACCCUCGUCUCCAUCUGUUAUACAGAACCGUCUCUUAUACAAACUCCUCCGUCUGCCAUAGCUGCGGCAUGUAUAUGUUCGGCAGUUCGAGGCUUGAAGUUGACGUCGGCGAGUGCCGCAACGAGUGAUGUUUGCUCAAUGCUGGGCUUGGAGUCAGAAACUUUGGAAUUUCUUGUGGGGUUAGUGGACACCGCCGUCGACAAAGUUGUGCCGAAAACCCCCGAGAAAACAACCAAGACAGUAGAAGAUUACGAAAGUCCUCAGUAUCCACAACCAGAAACGCCGACUGAAGUUGAAAACAUCUACUUCUAAUUUGUUGACGGUCAAUUUGUUUGUUUUAAAUGUUAGAUUUAAUUUUAUUGACGAAUUUUAGACAAGUUUGAAGUAAUGUUGUGUUGCAAGAUAACCAAAAAGACAGAAUUCAAACUGAUGUUGAAUUCUUGUAAAUUAUGAUCUCUUUUUUACCAGUAGUAUUGAAGAUUAAAUGUAGUUUAGAAUAAUGACUUCAUCAAGGCGGACGUUUUUGUGAAGGUUAAUGUUUGAUCUCAAAUUCAUAAAUAUUUAAAAUAGUAUAAAAUAGUGUAUGGAUGUGUACCACGGCGCGAUGAAAUGUAAAUUUGUGGGCAUCUCGUAUCUUUAAGGAACUCUACUGUGAUUCCAUCAAACCACUCUAAAAUUCUUUUAAAUUACUGGUACUUGUGGACGAAAAGCUUUUAAAAAAUUGUUUUUUUGGUUUACUUUUUUUUUUGGUUAUUGGUUUGUUAUCUAGUCUUUAGUUUUGUAUUCACGUUAGUUAAUUUUUUUUUUCACAUAUUUAUAGUAGCAUAAUAUACUCAAAUAGCAUUAUACUUUAUGUAUGUUGUAUUAUUACACAUUUACUAUGUAUUUAUUUUUAUCUUCUAAUAACUUAUUCUAAGACCAAAGUUUUUUUAAGUUGAGUACUUAAAGUGUUCAAUAUUAUUUUUUUAUAUGUAAUUUUUA
This is a messenger RNA of Zophobas morio, 1993 nucleotides long. Its product is annotated as G1/S-specific cyclin-D2-like. Gene Ontology annotation, cellular component: nucleus; cytoplasm; cyclin-dependent protein kinase holoenzyme complex. NCBI's taxonomy places the organism in Eukaryota, Metazoa, Arthropoda, Insecta, Coleoptera, Tenebrionidae. Gene Ontology annotation, biological process: regulation of cyclin-dependent protein serine/threonine kinase activity; mitotic cell cycle phase transition. The transcript has 5 exons. The record is from RefSeq and is a predicted model, not a curated record. Bases 431 to 1324 code for a protein of 297 amino acids. Gene Ontology annotation, molecular function: cyclin-dependent protein serine/threonine kinase regulator activity.